Octopus bimaculoides (California two-spot octopus) is the source of this 597-nucleotide messenger RNA. Its product is annotated as small integral membrane protein 14-like. NCBI's taxonomy places the organism in Eukaryota, Metazoa, Mollusca, Cephalopoda, Octopoda, Octopodidae. Gene Ontology annotation, cellular component: endoplasmic reticulum. The record is from RefSeq and is a predicted model, not a curated record.
AUACUGCAGGAUCUCGAGCCGGAGUGAUUCUGGCCUACAUACGGGCUUCCAGAUAAUAAAAAAAUAACCUGACGUGGCUCCAUUGAUGAUUUGUCAUUAGAGAGAGAGAAAGCGAGAGUCAGAGGGUAGUGUUGUUUCGCCACUGAUUACAAUCUGUUUGAUAAGCUCCCUCUUCGCAAAUCUCAUCAGCGUUUGGUAUUAUUAUUAUCACCAACAUUUACUACGAUAAUUAUUAUCUUUUUCAUCUCCUGAACGGUAAAUUAUAUAUACCUCACAGUCAAUAUGUCAGGUGGAAAUUUUGAUCCCUGUGAAUGUAUUUGGAGUCAUGAGAAUGCUAUGAGGAGACUGAUUCAAAUAUUACGGACAUCUCAGGCACACUGUACAAAUGACCAAUGCCUCCAAGAAAUGCCAAGCUUACCUGAGGGACCUGAUAGUGCUUUUAGUAACAUGAUGUUCAUUACUUUGGGAUGGAUUGUUAUUGCUACAGCACUAUUUCUGCUGCGUCCUGCAAGUCUUCGGAACAAAUCCAGCAUGAAGUCUGACCGGAGAUCAGAUUCGCCAGACAGCGGUUCGAACUCGAUUAGUGAAUUUAGUUAA